Molecule: messenger RNA, 927 nt
Organism: Paracoccidioides brasiliensis Pb18
Exons: 3
Coding region: 1-927 (308 amino acids)
Biological process (GO): regulation of signal transduction
Molecular function (GO): protein phosphatase inhibitor activity
Source: RefSeq, a predicted model, not a curated record
AUGAGAGAUCAACCGCAUCCCAGGCUGCCCAGUGGCGAGAGCGUACCAGCACGACCAAAAGGCAUCCUGAAGAACAGCUCGUUCUCCAAUUCCAGGUCUCCCCAUGGCUCCGCGAGACUAACGUCUUCGACCUUCUCCUUGGACCCCACCACAAGCCAACAAUACCCAUUUGAUAAUAAAGAACUCACCCUCCAAAACACGCUACAAAAUGCUGGCCGUUCUCCCGCUGACACCCGACAUUCAUUAUCCCGCCGCCAAUCCAAUGCCUCCGGUCCCAACGGCAGGCUCAUACAUGACGAUGAUAACUCACCCCGCCUGAAGUGGGACGAAGUAAACCUGUACCUCACGGAACAGGAGAAAUCUUCAACCAUGAAAAUUGACGAACCGAAAACACCCUACGUCCCCCGAUAUAAUCCCGAUGAAGACGACGAUGACGACGUUGAUAUGGGCAUCGGUGCGGAUGAUUUGGCUGUUGAUGAGCUGGAUAUGUAUAAGGUGCGGCAACAUCGUGUUCGUGAUGAGGAUAUUCCUGGCUUGGAGCUCGGGGAGCCUGAGGAGUCUGGCUGGGAGGAUGGCCAGCUAAGUGGUUCCGGGAGAAUUUCUGAGAGCAGCCGUAGGAUGAGCAGUGGGAGUUCGGGACGGUCGGAGAAGCAUGUCGUUGUAGGAGAGGAUGGGAGCGCGGACGAUCGUGCCGCUAGGGACUAUAGCUCGGAGGCAAGUCGGAAGCAUCAUGAUUUCGAGGAAAAACGGAAGAAGCAUUAUGAGAUGAGCAUGGUGAAAGGGUUGCUCGGUCACCCAGAAGACAUCGACGCUCUUGCGGGAGAUGACGAUGACGAUGCAGAUGGAAAUGAUGAUGCUAGAGAAGACAGGCAAAGCAAUGGCGUACAACAUCCGCCUCCCAUGCCGGGUACAAAUACACAGCAAUGA